Molecule: messenger RNA, 8016 nt
Organism: Electrophorus electricus (electric eel)
Lineage: Eukaryota; Metazoa; Chordata; Actinopteri; Gymnotiformes; Gymnotidae
Gene: ar
Product: androgen receptor
Biological process (GO): androgen receptor signaling pathway; regulation of DNA-templated transcription
Cellular component (GO): nucleus
Molecular function (GO): steroid binding; zinc ion binding; sequence-specific DNA binding
Source: RefSeq, a predicted model, not a curated record
UGUAAUAUUUGUAUAUCUAAUUUGUAUGUAAUAUUUGUAAUGCUGUAAUAUCUGUAAUACUGUAAUAUCUGUUACUCUAACGUGUCUGUAAUAUCUGUAAUGCUGUAAUAUCUGUUAUUCUAACGUGUCUGUAAUAUCUGUAAUGCUGUAAUAUCUGUAAUACUGUGAUAUGCUACUCUAAUGCAUCUGUAAUAUCUGUAAUACUGUAAUAUCUGUAAUGAUGUAAUAUCUGUUAUUUUCACACAUCUGUAAUAUCUGUAAUACUGUAAUAUGUUACUCUAAUGCAUCUGUAAUACCUGUAAUGCUGUAACAUGUUACUCUAGUGCAUCUGUAAUGCUGUGAUAUCUGUUACUUUAACACAUCUGUAAUAACUAUAAUGCUGUAAUAUGUUACUUUAACACAUCUGUAAUACUGUAAUCUGUUACUUUAACACAUCUGAAAUAUCUGUAAUGCUGUAAUAUCUGUUACUUUAACACAUCUGUAAUACCUGUAAUGCUGUAAUAUCUGUGACUUUAACACAUCUGUAAUACCUGUAAUGCUAUAAUAUCUGUGACUUUAACACAUCUGUAAUACCUGUAAUGCUAUAAUAUCUGUGACUUUAACACAUCUGUAAUGUCUAUAAUGCUGUAAUAUCUGUUACUUUAACACAUCUGUAAUACCUGUAAUGCUGUAAUAUCUGUGACUUUAACACAUCUGUAAUACCUGUAAUGCUAUAAUAUCUGUGACUUUAACACAUCUGUAAUGUCUAUAAUGCUGUAAUAUCUGUUACUUUAACACAUCUGUAAUACCUGUAAUGCUGUAAUAUCUGUGACUUUAACACAUCUGUAAUACCUGUAAUGCUAUAAUAUCUGUGACUUUAACACAUCUGUAAUACCUGUAAUGCUAUAAUAUCUGUGACUUUAACACAUCUGUAAUACCUGUAAUGCUAUAAUAUCUGUGACUUUAACACAUCUGUAAUACCUGUAAUGCUAUAAUAUCUGUGACUUUAACACAUCUGUAAUGUCUAUAAUGCUGUAAUAUCUGUUACUUUAACGCGUCUGUAAUAUCUGUAAUGCUGUAAUAUCUGUUACUUUAACACAUCUGUAAUAUCUGUAAUACUAUAAUAUCUGUUACUCUAACGCGACCCCGCCAUCGUCGCCUCCAGUCUGACAUUCGCAGCCCGAGCUCCGGGUGACUGUGCUCGCGCCAGGCGCACUGCCAAAGCGCGCUGCCUGAUAGCGCAGGGGCAACAGCGCGCUCAAGGACUUCGCCGAGACAACUCCGUCUGCACGAGAACUCCACAGUCCAGCCUCGUUACCGCUGCUGAAUACGACCGCUUAGUGCGUAAGCACGCGCCGAGGCGAGUUGCACGGGCCCCGAGGACAGCACUCGACUUGUCGACACGGACGGAAAGUGUCGUUUGGUAACCGCGAGCCGCCUCCUGGACCAGGCCGGCGCACCUCUCGUGCUUCAGAGCGUGGAAACACGUCGUUACUGGGAGGGAGAACGCUCGGGCCACUCGGGCCGGAUGUCUAACACGCUCUCCUGUGCGCGCGGUGAGGUGCAGUGGUUUUGCGGGGAUUAAACUCCUAAAUGUCCACGUGAAGUCCGCUUUCUUCACCACCCGUGCUGCGCUGCUGCUCUGGAAAAGUCGCGUUUGGCAAUCGCUCCUGUGGCCGGGUGAGACUGCGCGAGAUUGUCAUAGUACGCUUUUUUGAUAUUUUUUUCAGAGAAACAAAUAUAUUACCAUCUGUUCAGGACAGGUUUAGACGGUAUGUGCGCGUGAGGGCCUUCGCACCUCCGCCUCGCGAUCGAGGAACGGAUUUAUUUAUUUAUUUAUUUAUUUCGUCGAUCAACUUGUUGCGUCGAGUUUACUUUCAAGUAUCGCGCGGGCCUCUGCGCUGGAGUGGUCGGUGUGCGGCAUGGAUCUCCCCCAGGGGCUCGGCGGAGUCUGCGACUCCCCAAACACGCUCUUCCGUGGUCCCUUUCACGCGCUGUUCCACGGUGUGCACGGCUCGCGACCUGGAAGCGCUGCAGCUUCGGACACCCUGGAGUCCAAGUGCAGUGUCCAGCCGGACGCGCGGCCGUGGGAAACGCGCCAGUCCCACGGGGAUACGCGCUCACCCUGCAGAGAAGUACGUGCCGGGACCCCGCUCGGGCCAGGCGGCAUCGCGAGGGACGGCGAAAUCGCGGAUUUGAUGGGAGUUUCACCGAUGGAGGCGAACGGGGUCCUGCUCGCGAAAAGCCCCGAAAGCAAAAGCCGCUUCACGGAGGUCAUGUCCGACCGCGCGGAUGUCGCCGAAUUCGGCAUCCGUCGCUCAGACUUCCAGCAAAACAGCAAGUCGGAACUUCCGUCCCGCGUGAGCACCGCCGAACCCCACCAGACGCGCGAGCUGAGAGCGGGCGGUGACGCGGGAGCGGCACACAGCGGAGUACCGAGCUCCGCCGGCAGCACCACCAUAUCCGAGACCGCGCGAGAGCUGUGCAAAGCCGUGUCUGUGUCGCUGGGGUUGGCCGUGGAGACGCACGAGCUCGGCGACGUGGGUGCGAACCGCGCGCCGCCGCCCCCUACCACAGACGGAAGUCAAGGCAGCUGUUUGUUUGAAGCGCUGGGCUGCUCGCGAGGGGACUACAGAAGCGGAGCGGACAGCGGCGGUGGCGCUCUGCAGCUCGCGAAACUCUGCGGGAAGUUUAGAAGCGGCGACGCGGAGCACCUGCCCGGUGGCACGGCGACCUUCCAGCACCUGAGCAACCCGCACGCGCGCCCGAACACCAGCAAGCCAAACCCGGAGUUCCGCGAGGACGUCGCGAGGCUGAGAGCGGAGAGCACAGCGGCUGCUGCCCUCAGCAUGGACGCAGCUCGCGCUGCCGCUUCCUGUCGCUUCGAGCCCCUCUUGCCCGCGAACUUCGGGGGUAUGAUGGAGCCGUUGCCUCCCGAGCUCGAUGACGGACCGGCGUCCGGCAUCCUAAAGUCUGGGGUGUUAGCGGACGAGCUCGCGGGAUGCGUGGAGCAGAGAUACGGCGAUUAUUUAAGUCACUACAACGUCAAGGUAAAGUCCGAGGUCACGCAGGGCGAAGCGCACGAGGUCUGGCGUUACCCCUUCCGUUAUACCGAGAACGGUAACGCGCAGUACGGACCGGUCAGGCAGUGCAUGGCCCCGUACACCGCUGCACCGGAAACCGCGCUCAUCUGCAGCUCGUAUGAGUACGGGAGGACCGGGGGACUGGCAGCGCGAGACAAAGCUGUUCCCGAGCAGUGGUACCAGGGCGGGAUGCUGCCCCGCGUGGCUUAUCCCAGUUUACCGAGCCUGAAAAGCGAAGUCGGGGAGUGGCUGGACGUGAGCACGCUCACCGACGCCAGGCUGGAGGGGAACAGGGAAGUCUUUCCGAUGGAGUUCUUUUUCCCUCCCCAGCGCACAUGUCUCAUCUGCUCGGACGAGGCAUCAGGAUGUCAUUACGGAGCGCUCACCUGUGGAAGCUGUAAGGUGUUCUUCAAGAGGGCCGCUGAAGGGAAACAGAAGUAUCUGUGUGCCAGCCGGAACGACUGCACCAUUGAUAAGAUGAGAAGGAAGAACUGCCCCUCCUGUCGUCUGAAGAAGUGUUUUGAGGCGGGGAUGACUCUCGGAGCUCGUAAGUUGAAGAAGAUUGGUCAGCUGAAGGUUCCGGAGGAGGAGGCCCAGAGGCUGUGCACGGCCGAGGUGCUGCAGAUACCCUCACCGCAAACGGGCCUGAGCUUGCAUUCAGAGCACAUGUUCCUCAGCAUCCUGGAAGCCAUCGAGCCAGAGGUGGUGAACGCCGGGCAUGACCACGCCCAGCCAGACUCUGCUGCUGCCCUCCUCACCAGCCUCAACGAACUCGGAGAACGGCAGCUCGUCAAGGUGGUCAAAUGGGCCAAAGGGCUGCCAGGGUUCCGUAACCUCCACGUGGACGAUCAGAUGACAAUGAUUCAGCAUGCCUGGAUGGGAGUGAUGGUCUUUGCUCUGGGAUGGAGGUCCUAUAAAAAUGUCAACGCACGCAUGCUAUACUUCGCCCCAGACCUGGUCUUCAAUGACCAGAGGAUGCACGUCUCCAGCAUGUACGAGCACUGCGUCCAGAUGAAGCACCUCUCCCAGGAGUUCGUCCUGCUGCAGGUCACCCAGCAGGAGUUCCUCUGCAUGAAAGCCCUCCUCCUUUUCAGCAUCAUUCCUGUGGAGGGACUGAAGAGUCAGAAGUACUUUGAUGAGCUGCGUCUGACGUACAUUAACGAGUUGGAUCGUCUGAUUAAGAACGGAAAAAAGAGCAACUACGCACAUCGCUUCUACCAGCUCACACGCCUCAUGGACUCACUGCAGCCGAUCGUGCGGAAGCUGCAGCAGUUCACCUUUGACCUCUUUGUGCAAGCGCAGUCACUGCCUAGCAAGGUCAGCUUCCCGGAGAUGAUCGCCGAGAUCAUUUCUGUCCAAGUACCAAAGAUCCUCGCUGGCCUGGCCAGGCCAAUCCUGUUCCACAAGAACAUGGCUCCGCCUUCCACAUCCAAGAUAGCCACACCCACACAGGCGGGGCUAUCCCGCCCCUUCUGAUCUGGUCUGAGCCAGUCUGUUCCAGUCCUCAACACUACCAACGCUUUCUGUAGACUUAAAGAUCCUCAUUUUUCGUCUCGCUCUCUCUCUUUCUCUCUCUCUCUCUCUCUCUCUCUCUCUCUCUCUGUUCCCCCUCUCCUUUUUUCUUUUUGAAAAAUGUCUCUCAAAUUGGCUGGCGACCAUUACAUCAUUACACCAGUCAAUCUUCUUCUCCGGGAUAAUUUCACCUCAUUUUCUCAUGUCAUGUGAAACCUCUCCCUCACACUCUCUCACUCUCGUUCUCUGUCGCUUUCUGUCUGUCUGUCUCUCUUUUUUCUGCAUUCACUCCUGAAAAGUUUAAAGAAUCCCACCACGUUACCUGGAGGACAGCUUUGGUAAAACACGAAGCCUUUGGUUUUAGUUCGUUUUAGGCCCUGAAUGCCCAAGUUUCCCUGACAGAAAUGCUGGCUUGUUUCUAUGCAUAUAUGUUCAUCUGGCAACAGAAGGUCAGCUGCAAAAUGCCUCCCUGUUAGCCGGGAAAUGCUCUGUGCAGGGAAACCUUCCCAAUCUGUUCACGAAUCAAAAUGACAAUCACAGUUGAUUUAUUGAAUGGUGCCUGAGUGUAUUUAAUAUGGUACUCACUCCAACACAACCAUAUUACACGUAUGGGAGCUCAGAGCUGAAAACACAGUCUCUCUCUCUCGCUCUCUCUCUCUCUCUCUCUCAUACGGGCUCUUUUUCAAACUGAAACUGGAUUAUUUUAAAUAUUUGAAAACAGAUAAUGACUGUUAAAAGGUUAAUUUUGCCUUUGACAACUAAUUUGCAUGCUCUCUCUCUCUCACACACACACACACACACACACACAUCCUUUUCAUUGUGUAUUCUUUCUUUUACUUUUUACCAAAAUCAAUUUUUGAGCUAUAAGUCUGUCAUUUAGAAUUCGUAGCUGUUGUACAUAUAUCCAUAGCUGUGAGUGAAAUAUCAUGAGUCCUGCUUGCUUAUGCCUAAUACAAAGCACACACACACACAAGCGCAUGGCCCACACAACUUUCCCUAAAGCCUGGACAUAUCCAGGGAUCAGCAGACCCCUGGACAUGCCUGGGUGUCUCUUCUUCCACACACUCUGACCGCUUCAGUCGCUCCAGUGCCGUUGGUGACCUGCCGCUUGCUGUAGGAAGGUGUGUGCCUACAUUCUGACUUGCGUAGAAAGACCAGGUGUAUCUCAGCAGUGAAGUGGCAGCACACCAACGAAGCUAAAACUCUAAAAACAGGAUAUACGCAUGAGACAAAAGAUUUGUUUAUAAGCCAGACAACAAAAUUGUCUGACCCUCCUGACCUUCGAACAGCAUUCUCAUGGUGAUGGAUUUCUGUGGAGCAGCCGUGUGAGGUGUUUAGUUGUAACACAGGCAUCUAAGCGAGACUUGGAUAGGUACUCUACAUUUUUGGUUUUAAUACAGACAUCUGAGGGAGAAUCAGAUAGGUACUUACAGUUUUUCCUCCUAUGUGUAGCUGGGCCCUGGAAUGUCAUAAUUCAUAAUUCAUAACUCAUAAAUCAUUUUGUCUUGACAGGGAGGCGAGAGAGGGGGAGAUUUCUAGCUGUCACAGAGUUGUCUGCUUACCGCUUGUCUGUGCCGUGUGACUGAACAUUACCUGAAAAAUCAUGUACGUAGAUCCAGAGAAGCGUCAGACCUGUCGAGAGUCGUGGCUGUGUAGGAGCAGGGCAGAGGGUGGAGUUCUCCGCGAGUUUAAACAUUUUAGGGGUGUGUGGAGGUUGUUUUUGUCGUGACGCGUCCGUGUGAAUGUUUCGGGAGAGGAGGAGGGAGAGAGAGAGAGAGAGAGAUGACAGCUCAGAGCCCAGCGUAAGUGUGUGCCGCUGUUUACACUCUCAGAUGGGCCGACAGCUCUCAUUACGGUCUGAAAGUGUGGGACUCCGAAAUCACUUCCCUCGGCUGUCAGCAGGCGUCUUGCUGCUGUCCAGAAGUCCCUCACUAGGUUCCUUUGAUGUCUGGCUUUAAGAUAUUUUGGUGGUAAUUAUUGACAAGUCACAGAAGAAUAUAAAUGUGAAAAGGGUUUGGGGAUCUUUUAUAUUUGAUCUGCUGGCAUAGAGAUACGUCGUCUUUCAUGAAGCUAAUUUUGUUCUGCAGUCUAUACGAUUCAUGUACGCCCAUGACACGUGGGUAGCGCAUGCGUGUGUGCAGUGUUGGCUAACACUUCCGUAGAUGUAGUGAAACGCUUCCACCGUGUUUCUGAACCUCGUGCUGAGCUCGUGCGUCGCACACUGCUACGGGUGCUUUUGUGUUUUGCAUUUUGGCGCAUUUAAACGUUUUCAGACAGAAUAAGGUCCCAGAAUUAAGCUACAGCGCCUGUUUGUGUUCUUGGCCGGUUUCGCCUGCCAGCGCUCUGCUGUUGUUGGUGUUUGUGGGGUGUAGCCAGUCAUGCAAGGUGUUCCAGACUCAUCUGUCCCACACUUUAACAAACACAGCAAACAUCUUCUACAGUCUCACCCUAACAAACGUAUUGUACACGCAUGCUUCAUCUUUAAGAAACAUGCAAGCCAAGGUUGAAACGACUCACAAACACAAAUUCGGCGUCUCUUUUAAAGACAAAAGAAAGACGCAAUAAGUUCGGUAUGUUUCACAUCAGUUCUUUUCUUGCCCUCCAGCUAAAGCUGUCUAAUGCGCUGACAGAAAGGUUAGCAGCAUCACUAGGUGUGAUCACAUCCUCCAAAAGCCUGGAUAUUUACUUCCAAAAGGGUCAUAUUUUCUUCUCUACCUACAUUUGGUAGGCUAAAGUAGAGUUGCCGUGGCUUUUUCUGUGCAGUCCUGGAGGAAUGGCUUUUGGCCGUUAAGUGAUUAGGGUGCGACACAAUUACACACUCAGUUAUCAUUUUAAUUUUUGAAUGGGAACGCUGGUUUUGAAGUACUAUCCCAAACUCUUAAAGUGGGCUAUAUAAACAAGCCGUGCGCUUAUGAAAUGAGAUUUCUUUUUUCUUGUUGUUGAUGUAAAUCGUAGAUGUCUCAUCACCACUUGUGUUGGUGUGAUUAUGUCCAUAUUUAUCCUAGUCUGUUUAAAGGAUUCAUACACAUAUUCCUUAGCUAAAGCUUAAAAAACUAUUUUGUAGGGUUUUGUUUGUUUGUUUGGGGUUUUUUUCUAGUGUGAACAAUUCUAGUUGGUUGUGUUUGUGUAUUUUGGGCUCUGAGUGCUGUAGUUGCGGUGUUUAUCCAGAUAUACUCAGACACAUCGUGUAAUCAGCGUUUUGUUAAUUAACCUUUUGUAAGUUGGUGGUCUCUUAUUGCUCUUGUCAGUCAACCCUAUCUGCAGAGUUUUGGACUAUCAGACAAUGUCUGUAAAUCGAUGCUCUGUGCUGUUGUUCAGUCACCUGUAAAAUUUACCUAACAGAAGAUUUGCCAAACAAAGGUUUUUAAUAUAUGUAGCUUCUGUGUAAAUUUGGUUUGUUUGUCUCUUUGCAUCUUAUUAAAUAAAAACAAUCUUCCUUGUA